Molecule: messenger RNA, 1678 nt
Organism: Panicum hallii
Lineage: Eukaryota; Viridiplantae; Streptophyta; Magnoliopsida; Poales; Poaceae
Exons: 3
Coding region: 277-1362 (361 amino acids)
Source: RefSeq, a predicted model, not a curated record
UGUGGGCCCCACCUGUCAUGCUAUUCCUCCCCGAGGAUCCUCCCCCAAAUUCCCCAAUUCACAGGCUGCCUCGCAGCAGCUGCCGGCCACAUCGCGCGCCCGCCUCGCCGCUCUUCCCGCCGGCAGCCGCACCACAACGUCAGAUUCCUCGUCCGCUUCUGCAUAGCCACACAGGGACCCGAGCAACCAGCCUACUCCUCCCUCCCGCAUCUGUCACCGGCCGCGCCGUGGGAGCUUGCCAUUUCUUGGAUCUCUGGGCGGUCGGUGCCGGGCACGAUGUCUGGAGGCCAAGACGACCCCGAAGGCUCAGAUCAGAACAUGGACCUGGAAGAAGGCAAUACCACCACUAGGAUCAAAAGGGCAAAAGCCACAAAUUGGCCCAGGGUCAUGUCAAAGUUUUUGCUUGAUUGGUACCUUGAGAAGAAGAGAGGAAUGCCACCCAAGACCAAGUUCAAGAAGAUGCACCAUGUUUGGUGCACAUCUGCAGUUAACUCUAAAUUCAGAACAAAUUACUCUGUUGACCAGGUCCAUCGCCAUUUUAGGCGUUUCAAGGAGAUUUGGAUCAUUGUGACUCGGUAUGCCAAUGUGACUGGGAGCAGGUUCAACAAUAAACACAAAAUGCUUAUACUUCCUGCUGCCACUAUGGCUAGUUUACCUAUAGCGGAGCGUGCUAUUCUCGCCAAGCCCAUUCCAUUCUUUGACCAUCUGCUACAGCUCUUUAAUGAAGGUCAGCUGGAUGCUGCCUGCAUGAGAGACCCUAUUAUGGACGAUGAUUCUCAUGAGGAGUUGGAAGCCCAGAUUGCAUUGAAUAUUAUUGCCCAGGGUGCAGAUACAAGGGAUCAAGAUGGGGCGAACUUAGAUAUUAUUGAGUUGGAAGGUGAAGAUAACCAUCAUGAGGUGGCAGCAAGUAGCGGUGGGGUCCCUUGUGAAGUGAUGUCUGACACUAGUGCACCAUCUGCACAGCCAUCUGGGUCCUUUGCUGAGAGCACAAUGGCUGCUCUCAAGCCUAACGCAAAGAAGAUGAAGAUCAUCAGCAAAACAAAACCAAGUCCGAAGCCGCAGGCUCUAGUUCCGCAUGAUGGCAGGAACGUAGAUGCGUUGAACAGUACAUUAGUGGGGAUCCGUGACAGUGCUCCAAAACUGGUUCGAGCAGCACCAACAUCAACAUCAGAUCCAAAUGCCCCUUUAUGGAAUAUGCUAAAAGAAAUUCCACUGACUCAUCCUGAUAGGCUCUCUGUUGGAAUGUACCUUUGUAAGCCAGAGUCUGAAGUACAUCGAAGCUUUUUCAUGAACAUGGGUAAGGAGUACCUCGAAUCAUGGGCCCGUAAGUUCUUGGCUGGAGAGGAACCUGGAGCCUUAUAGUUCGAUAACUGAAUCCAGAUUGAGGCUUUCCUGCAACUGCAUCAUAGUGUGAGCAUAGACUAUGCUGCUGAGCUGUCAUUUAUAGGAUCUUGUUGUUAAUGCUGAUUUUAUGUUCUACAAUAUGCACAUCUUGUGCUUCGUCAGUUGGUAAAUAUCAGUUUGGUAGCUGUCAUGUAACUUAAUAUGUGGACAAGUUAGUUCGCAUCUCAGUUUGUAAGCCUUUCAGGUUAUUUUUAGCUCUGAAUCCCCCAGGUUGUAUAUGGUAAUUGAAAUGGUCUAAUGUUACUUGUGACAUACUCCGUCUCUUAUUUGAGUA